AUGGGAAAAAAAAAUAGCCCAGCCACCCCGCAGUCCCGCACGACCUUUGCCUCCUCGAUCCCACCUCGACAUCCAUCUCGCCGCCACCUCCUGCUCCGCCCCGCCGUGCGCCGCCCGCCGCCACCGUGCCUGCGCCGCCGUCCCCCGUAUCGACUCCGCUGUCCGAAUCCCGCCGCCGCCGCGCCUGCGCCGCCGUCCCCAGUAUCCACGCCGGCCUCCAAGAAGCACCGGACGUCGUCCCCCUUCUUCCCCUUCUCCACGCCCAGCCCCGGCCCGGCGCACCACCUCUUCUCCUCCUCCUCCGUGGCCUCCCCCAGGGCCUCCUCCAAGUCCCCCGCCCCGGCGGGCCCCAAGUCCCCGGCGCCCGCCACCCCGGCCAGGCGCCUCCUGCGCCUGCCCUUCCCGCCGCCCUCGCCCGCCAAGCACAUCCGCCAGGCGCUCGCUAGGAGGCACGUCUCGCCGCGCCCGGCGAUCCCCGAGGAGGACGGCGACGGCGGAAGGGGCCUCGACAAGGGCUUCGGCUUCAACAAGGGCUUCGCCGCCAAGUACGACCUCGGGGACGAGGUCGGGAGGGGCCACUUCGGCUACACCUGCGCCGCCAAGAUCAGGAAGGGGGCGCGCAAGGGGGACGCCGUCGCCGUCAAGCUCAUCCCCAAGGCCAAGGUUUGAAGGCGCCUGACAAGCCCAUCGUCGCGCCGCCGACCUGCUGAAAUUCGAGGUCGGCACCCGUGCGAACUCAGGUAACCUUGGUCGUGCUUGACAGGUAUUGUUACAUCAUCUCAGUUUCUUCAUUUUAUCAAAAAAAAUCUCAGUUUCUUCAGAUUGACAUGGUCAGCCAUGUACUAAAAAUGUGAUGCUGUUUCUGUAGUUAGACUUUUAAAUAGCAAGUGGGGUAUGUGUGUGUUGCAUCUGAUGUGCGCGAGCUCAACCUGGUGAGCUCCUGGGAGAAGAAAAAAGGAGCCACAACAGCCCUGGCGAGCUCGAGAUGACGACGGUGCCACAGGUGGUGUGGGAGAGGAGAUGGUCUCCAUCCAAGGUCCGAGGACCAGCCAUGACGUCGAGCUGCUGCAGCUUGGAGUCAGGAGGGUAUUCGCACCCCGGCGUGUCCCAGUACGUGCUUUGGAAGAGACACGCAUCAAUCUCAACAGACCCUGAUGCGUCCACAUUAUUUGUUUCUGAAACAAAUAGCAGCUCUCCGAUGUAGUAAGGAGAAACCAAGAAUGACAGAGCACCCUCGUGUCAAACUCAACACACCCUGGCAUUUCUCCAUUGUUUGAUUCAGAAACAGGCAGAAACAACUGCUAUAUUCUCUGAAUUUAUUUAAGGUUGUUUCUCUUAUUUCUAUUCCGAUGUGCAUGCAUCUUCCCUUGCUAUCUUCCAUACACAUAUGUGCUACAACCAUGCCAUUUUGUCCUGUAAAUGCGCUACAGAUAUGUGCAACAAAGUAGUCUUCAUGUGCGAAGAAGCAAAGGGCUUUUAUGCGGCUAUGCCAUCAUGCUACAUGUUAGUUGGAAGUCCAAUCUCGGCUUGAUUACCGCUCUUUAAGCAAAAUUAUUAGUAACAGAUCUUAUCCUUGCUUGAACGAUUUUAGAAGCACAACUAUCAGUAUGUGCACUUAAUAAAAUGCAAGUCCGAAUGCAGAUGCUGAAAAAAUAUUUUGGAAAUUAUACAUUAUUCAGUCUCCCAGUUUGUGAUUUGCUUUUUGUUUGUGUUGUCCAGAAAUGUACAAAGGACUGACAUGUGUCAUCUAUAGCAUGCCCCCUUUGUCUGAAUGUUCAAGUAGAAGAGUUUCAUCUCAUUUGGCAAGGAGCACUGCAAUAAUACAUGCAACUCUUCACAGCUACUAACAUGAAGUUGCACUCAGGCUCUCGCAUGGACUAAAGAGUUAUUGUCGUUGUCCUGUGACAUGGAUCACUUGUUCCUCGAACUUCCCUGGCUGAAGGAGAAACUGGAGAAGUACAUUGACGAGGCCUCGGCGACUGGAUCAUGGAGCCCAAACGUGCUUCGCACCACCACAGAUGCUUGAUUGAAAGAAGGGUUGGAGCCUCGCUGCAUCACCAGGGAUUUGAAAUGGGACGUCCCUGUCCCACACGAGAAGUACAAGGAUAAGGUUUGCCAUCUGAGCACAUAGAGAUUCAUUGUGAAAAUUUAUCUCUCUCCAUGUUGUAUUAAUGUUUGUCCAUGUGAUGAACCGUUCCCAAUUAGCUUGGCCAUAUGCAUUAGUCAUGAUUUGCUACUGAUUCUUUUUGGUUCAUUAUGUAUCUUUGACUAUCCAACUCCAUGGACAUGUUUUUAUUUUCCUGUUCUGUCUUGAGAGCACACAUGUGGAGUUGUGCAGGGCAUGUUGAGCUGUACAGGGAGUAUAUAUCUAUUGAGUUCUGCGGUUAUUUUCAAUUUCGAUGGUGGAAACGAUUUAAGGAUAAGUUGGCGGAAUGCCUCGAAGAUGUUUUAUAAGCUUUAAAAAUAGUGGAUGGUCCGAGGAUCCUGUGGCAUGCUCUGAUUUGUUUCAGAGUUCGGAUGUUUCGAUGAUGUGCAUCGUGUGCUUCCGAGGCAGCAGAAGGUUGUACACAUAUCAACGUCUAUGGGUGAAGAUAUCCUACCAUAUCUAGAACCUGUUUGAUAUGCAGAUUAGUCAAGCUUUUGCAGAGCAGUCCUCAUAAGCUGCAAGAUACAUGCAUGUCUGCAAUUCUGGUUUUGUAGCAGCUGCUAUAGAACAGGAUUUUAUCCCAUAUCCAGAGAAGGUUCUUGAAAUGAGGAAAGGCUUUAUUGUGCUUGGCAAGGAUGAUGAUUUUUGUGCAUGAGCUAGGACUAGCAACAGCAGUUGGCAGAACCAGGAUGGAAGUCAUAUUGCCUCCUUUUAUUGAAGCUGCUAUUUCAGGUUUUGGGUUGGAUUAUAGCGAGCUAAUGUAGUACGUUCAUAUAUUGGUCACUUGUGGAUUGCAGAUUUAAGAAUAUGAAUUCUAUUGAGAUUGAGGCAGCCUAAUAAGUGGAAGAAAAUAUUAGAAAUUGCAUGGCAGCCAGAGUGAGGUAUGUUUUUCAUGUCCAACUUUCAAUUUAGUAUGUUCUCAUUUUGAUUGUAGUUGGUAAUUGUACGGCCAUAUAGUCAUAUCUCUACUAUUAAAGGGGAUUAGGUAUGCCGUUUCGUUCGUUCAUAUCGUUACCUCAUCA
Molecule: messenger RNA, 3168 nt
Organism: Triticum urartu
Lineage: Eukaryota; Viridiplantae; Streptophyta; Magnoliopsida; Poales; Poaceae
Source: RefSeq, a predicted model, not a curated record